CGGGACGGGACGGCGGCCGGAGGAAGAGAGAGCAUUUAACGUGAAAUUAUUAAGCGUUAACACCGUUAUAUAUCCCCGUGAUAUUCUAGAGUUUCUCCACCAUUAUCUGUUAGGUUGUGUUUUCUGCAAAAGCCACCAUACAAUGACCACCUUGUUUCCAUUCUCCGAUCACCACCAUCACCACCGUCUACCUUCUCCUUCUCCAACCGAGCUUUACCUCCAACCGAGCUUUCCCUCCAUACCCAAGACUCCUCCCCUCCCACGUAACCCUCGGCUUCUUUCUUCCUUCGGUUUCCCCUUUCUUUCUUCAUGCAGAUCUUCGGCCUCUCAAUCCCCUUCCCGCUGCAGAUGGCUCAUCCUCUUCAACCAGCCAUGGCUUUUCAUCCUACCGAUCCCUUUUCACCUUUUCUUCCCCUGAUUUUCCCCUUUCCUCAAGACAGUUAACAGGCGUCCUUUUUCUCAAGAUCACCGGUGAUUUCCGAGAACCACUGCCGCAGUCCAACAUCGCCUACGCCGGCGAGUGAACAAUAGAACAAGAGCAAAUGAAGCCGGAUCUAGCAAUUCGCGACAGCGGUGCUGUUCACGCGAGGAUGCAGCGAUUCGGCGAAACCUCAGUCGUCAUCCAACUGAAACAGAUCUGCAGACUAAAUCUGUGCCAGCUAGGGAUCACGAGUGGGUGACGACAGGAUGAAUUGGGCGUAGAUUGAAGGCCCAAAUGCAUUUUGCAGAUUUUUGUAGAAGGGUAAAGAUCGGAGAGGCCCUAAUGCAUGUUGCAGAUUCUGGUAAAGAAGAAACAGAUUUGAGAAGCCCAAAAGCCGUGGAUCCAAAAGGCUCGGAGAGUUGAUUUCUGGAAAGUUCUUUUUAGGGUUUCUUUGUUUGGGUAUAAAUAGAGGGUUUUAGGUUAGAAAUGGGGGGGUUUCUUUUGGUUUUGAGUCUGGUGUUGACGGCGGAGAGAAGGGGGUUUUUUCUGUUGGAAGGAGAUUGGUGUUUGAGAAAAGAGAUCCUCAAGUUGCAAGAGGGAUUCCAUCUUUCGGUGUUUAUUGUUAGUUAUAGUCCUGAACUCAGGAUUCUUUUAGGAAAAUGGUGAAGCAGAUGGUGGGAGCCUGAUCCCGUGGGUUGGAUUCCUCCCAUCAAAUCCAGUUCUGUUUUUUCCUUAAAAAAAUCCACACUGCUUGUUUUUAUUUUCUGUGGGUGUUUGAUUUCUUUCAUAUGUUUCGUUGGAAAAUGAACGAAAAAUCAUAGAUUUUCUAGUUUAUUUGUCUGAUGAAUAUGUUUAUCUUUUGCUGGAAAUGAGAUGCAAUUAAUAUGAAGCCUAAGU
Molecule: messenger RNA, 1318 nt
Organism: Rubroshorea leprosula
Lineage: Eukaryota; Viridiplantae; Streptophyta; Magnoliopsida; Malvales; Dipterocarpaceae
Source: the annotation of a GenBank genome assembly